Molecule: messenger RNA, 1795 nt
Organism: Loxodonta africana (African savanna elephant)
Lineage: Eukaryota; Metazoa; Chordata; Mammalia; Proboscidea; Elephantidae
Gene: RNF167
Product: ring finger protein 167
Exons: 9
Coding region: 557-1606 (349 amino acids)
Molecular function (GO): zinc ion binding
Source: RefSeq, a predicted model, not a curated record
AAACAGGGGUGUUUCAGGAUCCCGAGGACUAGAGGGGAAACCAUCAGGGCGUCUUUUGGGGCAUCGGUGCUCCCUACAUCUUCUCAAGCACUUCCUCUGCCUCUAACCUUUCUCUUAACCGGCCUUUUAGGACCGGAAGCCCUUCCUCUUGAGCGUCCAGUGCUUGAAGCUGCUGCCUUUCUCUACCGGAAGCCUUUUUCCAGGGGCUAGGAAGACGGCCCACCCGGCCGGAAGUCCCACCUCCUUGCGCUCCCCCACCCUUCCAGAAGUUUUUCUGUCACCCCUGCUUCCUUCAAUCCCCUCUCCCGGUUUUAUCCUCAACCUAGAAACUAGGAAAGGAUACGUUUAGUGUUUCUCUACCAGCUCUACAAAACAGGUUGACUCCCUCACUCCCUGAGUCGAGGUUCCUUCUCCGGCGCCCCCAUGUAGCUAGGAAGUGGAACCUGGGGGUAGUGGGACCCCUGGGAUCCUGAGGGAGGGGCGAGGAGGACGCAGAACCCCGCUUCUGCUCCUGCUACCCAGGCGGCGGCUCCUCAGCCUCUCCCCUCCCGCUGCCAUGCACCCUGCGGCCUUCCCGCUUCCUGUGGUUGUGGCCGCUGUGCUGUGGGGAGCGGCCCCCGUCCGGGGGCUCAUUAGAGCGACCUCGGACCACAACACCAGCAUGGACUUUGCAGACCUCCCGGCACUUUUUGGGGCAGCCCUGAGCCAGGAGGGACUCCAGGGGUUCCUUGUGGAGGCUCACCCAGCCAAUGCCUGCAGCCCCAUUGCGCCACCACCCCCAGCCCCAGUCAAUGGGUCCAUCUUUAUUGCACUGCUUCGAAGAUUCGACUGCAACUUUGAUCUCAAGGUCCUGAAUGCUCAGAAAGCUGGUUAUGGUGCAGCUGUGGUACACAACGUGAAUUCCAACGAACUUCUGAACAUGGUGUGGAAUAGCGAGGAAAUCCAGCAGCAGAUCUGGAUCCCAUCUGUGUUUAUUGGGGAAAGGAGCUCUGAGUACCUGCGUGCCCUCUUCGUCUACGAGAAGGGGGCUCGGGUGCUGCUGGUCCCAGACAAUACCUUUCCCUUGGGCUAUUACCUCAUCCCUUUCACAGGGAUUGUGGGACUGCUAGUGUUGGCCAUGGGAGCAGUGAUGAUAGUUCGUUGUAUCCAGCACCGGAAACGGCUCCAGCGGAAUCGACUGACCAAAGAGCAGCUCAAACAGAUUCCUACACAUGACUAUCAGAAGGGAGACCAGUAUGAUGUCUGUGCCAUCUGUCUGGACGAGUAUGAGGAUGGGGACAAACUGAGGGUGCUCCCUUGUGCUCAUGCUUACCACAGCCGCUGUGUGGACCCCUGGCUCACUCAGACCCGGAAGACCUGCCCCAUCUGCAAGCAGCCCGUCCACCGGGGUCCUGGUGAAGAGGAUCAGGAGGAAGAAACUCAGGGGCAAGAGGAGGGUGAUGAGGAAGGGGAGCCAAGGAACCACCCAGCCACAGAACGGACCCCACUCUUGGGCUCUAGCCCCACUCUUCCCACCUCUUUUGGCUCCCUAGCCCCAGCCCCUCUUGUUUCUCCCAGGCCUGCAGAUGCCCCACCCUCUCCUUCUUCAGCUGCCAUACUGGUCUAAUAUCCCUUCCCCCCAUCUCCAGUGACCUAUUUGCACAGCCCCUCUUCUUCCCUCUGGUCUUCUAUGUGGAGGUAGGGGACAUUCCAGCCCCAGGUUUCUCCUUUACCCCACCCCAUCCUUUUGAGCGGUUUGGGGAGGGGCAAAGGGACUGGGUCUUCACUUUUUAAUAAAAUUGUUUUUCUGGACUAA